Molecule: messenger RNA, 1113 nt
Organism: Myzus persicae (green peach aphid)
Lineage: Eukaryota; Metazoa; Arthropoda; Insecta; Hemiptera; Aphididae
Gene: Use1
Product: vesicle transport protein USE1
Exons: 8
Coding region: 296-1024 (242 amino acids)
Biological process (GO): retrograde vesicle-mediated transport, Golgi to endoplasmic reticulum
Cellular component (GO): SNARE complex; endoplasmic reticulum
Molecular function (GO): SNAP receptor activity
Source: RefSeq, a predicted model, not a curated record
AAUAUAAUUCACAAUCAGGCAUUCGUGAAUCGUGUCCAAAAGUUAAAUAAAUAAUUGACUUAAAUAAAUUAUAAUAUUAUUGUUACCAGUUAAUAAAAAUUAAAAUUAAAAAUAUUCCAACACUAAAUUCAUAAGUUAACCAUAGAUAAAAGAACUUCAUAGUAUUACUACCACAAGUAAACUCUUUCCUGUUUAGUGUCAAUGUUUUUUUUUAUGUUGAUAUUUACGAAUUCACGGUUUUGCUGUUAAAUAUUAACUACCUAUCAUUAUUAAGACCAGUUCGCAGUUAAAAUAAAUGAAAAUGAGUGCAUCCAGAUUAGAAAUAGAUAUCAGAAGACUCUUGUCAGUUUGUGAAGAAAUGGCUCAAAAUAAUUCAUCUGAUGAUUGGCGGCUAAGCAAAUUUAUAGAAGCUGUCAGUGAAAUGAUUGCAGAAUUAAUUAAAAAAAGUGAUCCAGACAAAGAUACAAUUAACCAGUACACAAAACGAAUGGAAUUCCUUAAAGGAUUUCUGAAUACCAAAGAAAUUGAAAAUCCAGAAAAGAAAUUAGUUGCCUUGGAAAUGUUAGAACCUGUACAGGUGACUGAAAGCCGUUCAAAAGAUAUUAAGCAAAAGUAUAAAGUUACAUAUAUAAAGCAACUAAGAGAUGAACUACUUGGAAAUGACACAAAUGAAUUCAGAUCAUCUAGGCAACCAGACGUAGAGAGUAGUGAUAAUUUGGAUGAAUUAUUGAGACAUCAUCAAAAUAAACAGGAAUCUAUUGCUGAAGAACUUAUGGCGAUUACUCGAGGUUUAAGAGAACAUUCCGAACUUGCUGGAAAAAUAAUUAAAAAAGAUAUUGAAAUUUUAGAAAAAUCAUCAAAAGGUAUGGAUACUAAUUUUGAAAAUUUAAAAAGAGAAGAACAAAGAUUAACAGAGUUUGUAAGAAAAAGCACUUGGAGGUGUUGGAUAUGGGUUUUAGCUGUUGCUAUGGUUGCAAUUUUCAUAAAAAUGAUUUUAUUCAUCAAAGUGACAAAGAAAAGUUAAUGAAUUUGAAUUUACUUUGCAUCUUUAAAUUAUGUAAUUUACAUUAUGUUUUUAUUGGGUGUAUUCCCACGUUAUUUAUUGUUAAAAAG